Messenger RNA from Aspergillus nidulans FGSC A4, 1626 nucleotides. RefSeq names its product M14 family metallopeptidase. Gene Ontology annotation, molecular function: zinc ion binding; metallocarboxypeptidase activity. NCBI's taxonomy places the organism in Eukaryota, Fungi, Ascomycota, Eurotiomycetes, Eurotiales, Aspergillaceae. The record is from RefSeq and is a predicted model, not a curated record. The transcript has 2 exons. Gene Ontology annotation, biological process: proteolysis. The coding region runs from base 1 to 1626 and encodes 541 amino acids. Gene Ontology annotation, cellular component: extracellular region.
AUGGGAGCAACUACCACGGGUCUCAUUCUCGGUCUUGCCUCUCUGGCAAGCGCUGUUACAUAUGGAUACAACCAUGUGCCUGUCACGAAGGACUCCGAAACCGUUGCUGGUGCUUUCGCGAACGUAGAUGAUAUUCAACUCCGGUCUCCGGCUUUCCUGACACCCGAUGCCCGACUUCCAGGAUUCACCAAUGGCACUCAGGGGCCGUCUUCGCAAGACGAUUUGGAGGAAUUCCUCGAGCAACUAGUCGGACGCAACGACUACAUGACCUAUGGCACCGCCAACUUCACCUCGCAAGAGCACCGCUCAUUCCCUUACGUCCACCUCUCGGCCAGUCACAGCAGCUCCGUUCGCCGCGGCAACUCGUCAUCCAAGGUGCGCGUGUGGAUCCAGGGUGCUGUGCAUGGCAAUGAGCCCGCCGGUGACGAGACCACACAAGCCCUCCUGGGCAAAUUCGACGACGACCCCGAGUGGGCUGCCUCAAUUCUCGACAAGCUGGAGCUCGUCAUUCUACCGCGGUAUAAUCCUGACGGUGUUUUCUACUUCCAGCGCACUCUCGCGACCAACAUUGACCCUAACCGCGACCAUAUCAAACUUGCUAGCCAGCAGACGCGUGAUAUCAAACAGUUCAUGAACACUUUCAACCCGCAUGUCAUCGUUGACAUGCACGAGUACUCUGCCAGCAGGCCUUAUGGCGGGGGGAGGUACGUCCACGGUUCGGACGGUCUGUUCUCGGCGGCGAAAAACCUCAAUAUCAACGAGGAGAUCCGCAAACUCUCUGAGGAGCUCUUCGCCAAAAAUAUCGCCGACGAUAUGAAAGCCGCUGGUCUCCGCGCCGAGCCAUAUGUCACCGGCACUUCUGUAUCUAAUUCCUCAAUCGUCGCCGACUUCGCCGAGGCCGGCACGGACAGCAAGAUCGGUCGCAAUGCGAUGGGCCUGACCCAAGCUGUCGUCUUCCUUCUGGAGACGCGCGGCAUUGGGAUUGCCGAUCAAGAGUUCCAGCGUCGUACUGCCGCCGGUCUCACUAUGCUGGGUAGUAUUGUUCAGACUGCUGCCGAUAAUGCCGAGGAGGUUUUCACGACCGUCGAGGACGGCAUUGAGCGAUUCAUCAAAUCAGCCGACGAUAUCGUCGUCACGGACUACAGUGAGAUAAAGAUUCGUCCCUUCACGAUGGUCGACAAGGAGAAUGGUAGUGUCGUCCACCCGUCCGUCCGCUUCGCGUCCACGACCCCGUCCUUCGCUAAUCUCACUCGCGCCCGUCCGGAGGCCUAUCUUAUCCCCCCGGCCUGGGCCCACCUCGCCGAGCGCCUUCGAGUCGCUGGUUGCGAAGUCGAAACGCUGGAUAAGCCAUUUGAUGGGGUCGUCGAGGCGCUGACCAUCACGUCCGCCGAGAUCGAUUCCUCCUACUACGAAGGCGUGAUUCGCGUGACGGCGACGACGGAGAGCAGUGAGCGCGAGCUUAGCCUGCCAGAGGGUAGCUUCCGCGUAAGCACGAGACAAAAGAAUGCCGCGCUGGCGAUGGUGGCGCUGGAGCCGGAGAAUAUUGAUUCGUAUGUUUCAUUCAAUAUUGUGCCGGUGGAGGAAGGAGACGAGUACCCCGUCUUUAGGAUCAUGUCUUCAAAAUAG